Molecule: messenger RNA, 2084 nt
Organism: Daldinia vernicosa
Lineage: Eukaryota; Fungi; Ascomycota; Sordariomycetes; Xylariales; Hypoxylaceae
Exons: 1
Coding region: 281-1669 (462 amino acids)
Biological process (GO): transmembrane transport; monoatomic cation transport
Cellular component (GO): membrane
Molecular function (GO): monoatomic cation transmembrane transporter activity
Source: RefSeq, a predicted model, not a curated record
UGCUUACAAGUAAUUGAGUCCAAAUCACUACUAAAGCUUCAUAUUCAACAUUUCACUAACUCAUGUGUAAAUAGAGGCCAGCAACGUCGAGUAUAACAUAACAUUAUUCUCUGACUCUGGUCCUCUGGGAGUGGGGACCUUAUACACACUAACACAUAAAUACCCUCCUUCUCCCCCUUGCGCAUCGCAACCUGCCUCAUUCUGCGCCUUAUCUAAUUCCUCACCUACAGAUAGGAGUAAUUAGCAUCUCCGGUUGUAUGUCCGAGCUUUCUUAGAAGCUAUGACAUCUGACAUCUCACCUUCUGCGGCCUCGCGCUCGCAUUUAAGCGAUUACCAGCACGGGCAAGCUUCUAGCUCGCGGUCCUCGGUCCACACACCUGUAUCGCAGUCUCAUCACUCUCGUGUCCUUCACCACAAUGCCACAAGCACAGGUGUAGAAGCCAUGGACGAGAACGGCGACCACACUGUAGCUCGUCACCCAGCUGGUACAGCUGCAGAUAUCGAGUCGCAGACUGGUCCCGCCCGCUAUGGCGGUAGCGACCCUUAUAACUUGUCCUCGGCCUUUAAGACGCCUGAGCAGCUAGACGAGAUCAAAGCUAAUACCGCUCGCAAGCGUACCGGCGCUGUCAGCUCGAGUAUCGACCAGUUCACAUCAACCCUCCGAGCACGAAGGGUCCAGACAUUCUACCACAAGCAGAAUGACACGAUCAAGCAAAUGCUCAAAUCGGUGGAGGAGCACUCCACCGACGCCCAGAACGAGGCCGGUGACGACAACCUACGGGUUAAAAUUGCUGUCAUGGGCUCCCUCGCCGCCAAUGUGUGCUUAGCUGCUCUGCAGAUCUACGGCGCCGUGUCUUCCGGCUCUCUAUCUCUCUUCACCACCAUGGCCGACGCCAUCUUCGACCCUAUGAGCAACCUCACCCUAAUUCUUGUCCAGCAGUCUAUGAAACGGGUGGAUCCUAACAGGUUCCCAUCUGGCAAGGCUCGCCUGGAGACGGUGGGAAACAUCGCGUUCUGCUUCAUGAUGACGGCCGUGUCCGCCAUCCUAAUCGCCUUCUCGUGUCAGGAUAUCUCGAACCGCCGGGGCACGACCGAAGUUAACAACUUCCAUCUGCCCUCGGUAAUCGCGGUGUGUGUGGCUUUUGCUACAAAAUUUGGCUUGUUUAUGUACUGCUGGGGCAUUAAGGACAAGUACAGCCAGGUGAACAUUCUCUGGCAGGACCACCGCAACGACUUGCUGAUCAACGGCUUCGGUGUGCUCACCUCCGUCGGCGGAUCGAAGCUAGCAUGGUGGCUUGACCCUAUGGGGGCGAUCAUCAUCUCGCUGAUCAUCAGCGGCGCGUGGCUGCACCAGGCGUUCGAGGAAUUCAUGACGUUGGUGGGGCGCGCGGCCGAUAUCGACGUCCACCGCCUCAUCACGUACGUGUGCCUGACGUACUCUGACGCCAUCCUCGGCAUCGACACCGUCCGCGUCUACCACUCCGGCCCCAAGCUCAUCGCCGAGAUCGAUAUCGUCAUGGACCCCGCCGAUCCCCUCCGCACCACCCACGAUGUUUCAGAGGGUCUGCAGACCGAGCUCGAGAAGCUCCCCAACAUCGAGCGCGCUUAUGUCCAUGUUGACUACGAGACUACGCAUAAGCCGGAGCAUAGCUACCGCAAAGAUCUAUGAUCGGAUGCGUUGCCAAGCGACAUGGGAUCUGGGUGUCCGGGACAAGAUUGGUUGCCGGCGGUACUCAUAUAGCGCGAGCGUGGUUAGUUACGAGCAUAUAGUGAACCGUCAUGGCGUUUUACGUAGAGGGGUGGGAAAGAAUAGAAGUCGCCCCGGAAAGGGAAAUUAUGGGCGUAAGCUUAUCAACAUAUAGUAGUAAUAUUUAUCAAGUCCCAUAGGCAUUUACUUCUGGCAGUAGAACACGUUGGCGAGAGCAAUAUGCUGGCAGUUCGUGUUGGAACUAGACAGCGGGAUUUCGACUUCGGGGGGUGUAUCGCAAUUGGUUUAUAGCGGUCUGGGCGAGGUUUCUGCUCGGGGUUUUAUGAAUCUAAUGCCAAAUAUUCAAUACGCCUUAGAGUAUUCCUAGACGUUUAUA